AUGAUUGCGCGGGUCACAGCUGGUGCGGAAGCCCCGGGACGCCGGGCAGCCUUUGCUUGCCAGCCCUGUGAGGAGACCCUCCGCUGCUCAGGGGGUGGAUUCAGAACUGCAGUGCUAACGGGGUCAGAUUUGGAGGUAGAAACGGCUCGCUAUGAGAAGCAGAGGCGCCACCCUGAGGAGCCACUGUUAACACCAGAUCGAGAACAAAUGAGGGGAGGAGCUGAAAUUCGUGGGGCUUUCUCAUUAACCCCUAAGGCUCCUCCGCCUUAUGUUGAGAGACACGGUUUGGAUUCCUUUUUUUCAAAAAGGGAUAAAAGAAAGCUUUUACAGGCCUUCCCUGUAUUUGAGGCCGCGGAAGGAAACCGUGUUCAUGCACCGGUAGAAUAUCCCCUUGUUAAAGAACUUGCUGAAUCGGUUAACAAAUACGGGGUAGAUGCUAAUUUUACGAUCAUGCAGCUUGAAAGACUUGCUAGCGUGGCCAUGACCCCAAAUGAUUGGCAAAAUACCAUAAAAGCUGCUCUCCCUAGUAUGGGACAGUACUUAGAAUGGAAAGCCUUGUGGUAUGAUGCUUCCCAAACUCAGGCAAGGGCCAAUGCCCAUGCAGAAGACAAUCAGUGGCAAUGGACCUUUGAUUUGCUAAUGGGGCAAGGCCAGUUUGUUCAUGAUCAGACAAAUUAUGAUUGGGGGGCAUAUGGUCAGAUCUCUGCUGCCGCUAUUAAAGCAUGGAAAGCCCUUUCAAAGAAGGGCGAGGCCGGAGGACACCUGACAAAGAUUAUACAAGGCCCUCAGGAGUCAUUCACAGAUUUUGUGGCCAGAAUGACAGAAGCAGCAGGUAGAAUAUUUGGAGAUCCGGAGCGAGUUAGGCCAAUGAUAGAACAGCUGGUAUAUGAAAAUGCUUCCCCAGAAUGUAAGACAGUCAUUACUCCUAGAAAGAACAAAGGGCUAACAGAUUGGAUAAAAGUUUGCCGAGGACUCGGAGGCCCGCUUACAAACGCUGGCCUGGCGGCAGCCAUAAUACAGACCAAGAACCGCCCAAGUUCUGGAAACAAUAAAGUUUGUUUUACUUGUGGCAAAAUGGGUCAUUUAAAAAGAGACUGUCGUGUGUGUGCAAAAGAAAGUUCCUGGAGUUUUACACUUUGCCCUAAGUGUAAAAAAGGCAAUCACUGGGCUAAUGAAUGCUGUUCAGUUAGAGAUAUUCAGGGAAAGCUUAUCCAGCAUGAAACCCCCCCUAAUGAGAGGAAUGAGAAUAUUCCAAAAAACGGGUCUCGGGGCCCCAAGUCUCAGGGCCCCAAAAAA
Meriones unguiculatus (Mongolian gerbil) is the source of this 1296-nucleotide messenger RNA. Its product is annotated as igE-binding protein-like. The record is from RefSeq and is a predicted model, not a curated record. Gene Ontology annotation, molecular function: zinc ion binding; nucleic acid binding. Lineage: Eukaryota; Metazoa; Chordata; Mammalia; Rodentia; Muridae. Gene Ontology annotation, biological process: viral process.